AUGCCAAGUACCACAGAACAGAGCUUCCGAGCCAAUCUCUCUCAAUUUCGAUGGGCAAGCGGUGUUACCGAUGAUUCGCAGCCACCCCCGCAGUCGUCUGGGUCAAGCAAUCCCUUCUCCCGGUUCUACAAUGCAGUUGCGGGAGACUAUAUACCGUUAAGGUCGAACGAACAGUCAAACGAGGAGGAGGCGUGGUUCGCGCUGUCGAGAUGGGAGAGACUGCUGGGAUUUGGAGCCUGCCUGUUAGGUGGAGCUGCGUGCUUCUUCGUGGCAUUCAUUACACUCCCUCUCCUUGCGCUACGACCAGCAAAGUUCGCCCUAGCAUUUAGUCUGGGGAGCUUACUCUUCAUGCUUGGCUUUUCCGUUCUCGUUGGACCCAUUAACCAUAUCAAGCACCUCAUCUCAAAAGAGCGCCUGCCGUUCACUGCUGUUUAUUUUGGAAGCCUUGGCCUGACGCUUUACUUCUCCCUCGGUCGAGGAUCGUAUCUUGGCUCCCUGCUCGGAGCGAUAGUUCAAUUGCUGGCUCUAUUAUCCUACGUCGCCGCAUACUUCCCUGGAGGAACGCAGACCCUACGAUUUGGUGGGCAAAUGGCACUGCGCGGAGCAGGCAGCCUCUUACCAAGAUGA
Molecule: messenger RNA, 627 nt
Organism: Pleurotus ostreatus (oyster mushroom)
Lineage: Eukaryota; Fungi; Basidiomycota; Agaricomycetes; Agaricales; Pleurotaceae
Gene: SFT2
Product: protein transport protein sft2
Exons: 5
Coding region: 1-627 (208 amino acids)
Biological process (GO): vesicle-mediated transport
Cellular component (GO): membrane
Source: RefSeq, a predicted model, not a curated record